Ascoidea rubescens DSM 1968 is the source of this 2652-nucleotide messenger RNA. RefSeq lists its product as uncharacterized. The record is from RefSeq and is a predicted model, not a curated record. Bases 1 to 2652 code for a protein of 883 amino acids. The transcript has a single exon. Lineage: Eukaryota; Fungi; Ascomycota; Saccharomycetes; Ascoideales; Ascoideaceae.
AUGGUCGAGAAGAAAGCCUCUCCCCAGAUGGUUGUUGAGUCGCCAAUACUAUCUGGUAACACACUCUUUCAGACACCAAACAAACCAAGCCAUUCGUUGAAAAGGUUUGGUGCAAACACGAACAAUGUCUCUAAUCUAAUCACUAGUCCUAUAACAUCCACACCACUAACCAUACACAGGAAGAGCUUGCCAACAAGAAGACGAUUCCAGACAGAGAUCAACGACGAGAUACUAACAGACAAUGACGACGAGAUCAACAAUGAAACAGAGAGCCAGGACCACAGGUCCUCUACGAUAUAUCUACCUUCGCGACAGGAUUCCACCAUAGACAAUAAUGAGACCAUAGUGAUGAAUGAGAAUGACAACCAUUAUAACAGCAAUAUCCAUAACUACGACCAUGGCCAUGUCCAUAUUCAGAGCAACAAACCUGAUCGAUUUAUAAAAAAUCAGAUCAUUGAUAACAUAGACAAUAACAAUGAACACUCCAAUGAUUCCAGCCAUGACUUUGAUAUCAUAAAAGAAGAUAACAAUAAUGAAAACGACUCAUUUCAGGAAACCAGAUACUCAGUUUCAAUUCCAUUUUCGCAGGAGAUGAAUACCUCUAUCCUCUCAUCGACUGGUGAUUACACUAUUAAUGCGAAUAAUAUCCUUCAGCAAAACGAAGGAUAUAAUGAUACUACCAUCUUCAAUGCUAGUUUGAGUUCUGGUUCUAAUAGUCUUGAAAACAAUAUAGACAAAAUUAUAAAUUGCACAACUGCAUGGUUGAAAAAAAAAGAUAAUAUAAACGAGGAUAAAGAAAAAUCAAAAGAUGAUGACGAUGGUUUUUUCAAUGGAAAUUUUUCUGCAAUUGGAAAUUUUACAAUAGUUAAUUCUAAUGAAACAACUAUUUUGAAUAACAGUAGAGUUAAUAACAAUACUAUUGAGAUUAAUGAUUCCAUGAGCUCAAUAAAACUAAUUGAAAUUUUGAAUUUUUAUCUAAUUAAAUGCAAAAGUAAUAUAUAUUUAAACAAUUUAACAAAUAAAUUUUUAAAUUUGAACUCUGAAGAUUUGAAUAAAAAAAAUGAAAUUGAAAAUGAUUUAAUUAAAAAGGAAAUUGAAAAGUUGAGUUUUUUAAAUAGAGAAUCUUCAAGUAGCAAAAACAAGAAAAAUCAAAACAAGAAUGAAGAUAGGGAUAGGGAUAGAGAUAGAGAUAAAGAUAAAGAUGAAGAUAAAAAAAAUGGAAAGGAAAUUGAGAAAGGAAAGGAAACAGAAAAUAGUAAUGAAAAAGGAAAACAAAAAGAGAAACAAAAAAUAAAACAAAAACUAAAACAGAAAGAGAAAGAAGUAGAUAAAGAAAAAGAAAAGAAAAGAAAAGAAAAUAUUGAUGAGAACAAUAGCCAGAAUAAAAGUGAUCACGAUAAUGGAAAUCAAAAUAAUCAUAUGAAAAUCAUUGACAACUUAAAUAAAAAAGUGUUGAAAUAUAAGAUAAAAUAUUUGAAUUUAAAAAACAUUGUUAUCAAUAAAGAUAAAGAGAUAGUCUCUCUUAACAAUCAAUUGUUUAGUCAUCAGAAUUUAUUUGGCAAUAAUAAAAUAUCAAAACCAAUAUCUAAAUAUCCAAAAUCCUACCGUCAAAGUGGUAAUCCUCCAAGAGGGAAAUUUAAUAUUUUGAAUGCAACUAAAACAAUAACACCAACCCAGGUUCAAACUCCAAAAGAGAAAAGAGAAAAGAAAAAUAGAAAAGAAAAUAAUAAUGGUAAUAGUAAUAGUAAUAGUAACAAUGAUAAUGAAAACAACAGUGCUACUGAUGGUGUUAUUGUGAAUGAUAAUAAAACCGAUACAAAUAAAAAAAUUAAUCAAACUAACAGUAAAGUUGAUAGUAAUAUUGUUGGUACAAGUGUGAAUAAAAACAAUAAAAACAAUAAGAGCAAUAAGAGCAAUAAGAGCAAUAAGAAUAACAAAAAUAGUCCUAAUUACAGUAAUUUUAUUAAUAAAUUUCCUAGUAAUCAGUUUAAUAAUCAAACUGUUUUAAAUAACAAUUUUGGUAGCAAUAAUUUUUUAAACAACCAAAUAAUAAAAAAUUCGACUCGAGCUAAAAGAAGAUUAGUUGAUAUAUCAAAUCCAGGAAAAUAUAAGAAACCCAAUAUAUUCAAUACUACUGUCACUACUGCUACUACUAAUAAUAGUAAUAACAAUAAUACCAGUAAUACCAGUAAUACCAGUAAUACUAAUAAUGGGAAUGUUACAAAUUCACCCAAUAGGACAAUAUUAAUGAAUACUUCUACUAAUACAACUAUUGAUUGCUUUUCACCUAAUAAGUCUAUGCGACUAAGAUUGAAUUCCCAUAACAGCAGCAGUGAUAAUAACAAUAUUGCUGGUGGUAUUCAGACCAGAGAGAAUUCAAAUACACUUGACAUGCUAGCAUCGCAAGCAGUGCUAACACUAUCGUCGACGAGUGAAAAUCAAAGUGUGCGAGAUGGGCUUAGUGCCCAAAGUGCCCAAAAUACCAACAGUGGAAACCCCCCUCGAUACCACAACUUUAAAUCACUAUUGAACAGUGAGGAAAGCAACGGGACAUGCAUAAUAAGGUCCAGUCGGAUCAUCAACAUCAACAAAAACAAAUAUGCUAAAAUCAAGGACAUCAACUCCACAGAUACCAUAGACGAGGAGGAAUAA